This is a messenger RNA of Ficedula albicollis (Collared flycatcher), 1331 nucleotides long. Its product is annotated as acidic mammalian chitinase-like. Gene Ontology annotation, molecular function: chitin binding; chitinase activity. Gene Ontology annotation, cellular component: extracellular region. Gene Ontology annotation, biological process: chitin catabolic process; carbohydrate metabolic process. Bases 213 to 1184 code for a protein of 323 amino acids. The record is from RefSeq and is a predicted model, not a curated record. Lineage: Eukaryota; Metazoa; Chordata; Aves; Passeriformes; Muscicapidae. The transcript is spliced from 9 exons.
GCUGUGCCCAGCCUGGGGACGCUGUGCCCGUGGGUCAGGGCUGUGCCCAGGGCUCUGCAGCCCCUCCAUGGUCUCUGUGUCCUGCAGGCACUGCCUAUGUGCUGACCUGCUACUUCACCAACUGGGCCCAGUACCGACCUGGGGAGGGCAGGUACACCCCUGAGAACAUCGACCCCAACCUGUGCAGCCACCUGAUCUACGCCUUCGCUGGCAUGAACAACAACGAGCUCACCACCUACGAGUGGAACGACGAGACCCUGUACAAGUCCUUCAAUGGCCUCAAGAACCAGAACAGGAACCUGAAGACCCUGCUGGCCAUUGGAGGAUGGAAUUUCGGCACACAGAAGUUCACCACCAUGGUCUCCACACCCCAGAACCGCCAGACCUUCAUCACCUCCGUGGUCAGGUUCCUGCGCCAGUACGGAUUCGACGGGCUGGACCUGGACUGGGAAUACCCCGGCUCCAGGGGCAGCCCCGCCCAGGACAAGGCUCUGUUCACCGUCCUGGUUAAGGAGCUGCUGGCAGCCUUCGAGCAGGAAGCCAAACAGACCAACCAGCCCCGGCUCAUGGUCACUGCUGCUGUGGCCGGAGGACUGUCCACCAUCCAGGCUGGCUACGAGAUCGCUGAGCUGGGCAAGUACCUGGAUUACAUCCACGUCAUGACCUACGACUUCCACGGGCCCUGGGACGGCUCCACGGGCGAGAACAGCCCCCUGUUCAGCAGCGGCAGCACCCUCAGUGUGGAAUACGCCAUGAACUACUGGAAGAACAACGGCGCCCCAGCUCAGAAGCUGCUGGUGGGAUUCCCAACCUACGGGAAAAGCUUCACCCUGCAGAACCCAUCCAACACAGCCGUGGGAGCCCCCAGCUCUGGCCCUGGCCCCGCUGGGCCCUACACCAGGGAGGCUGGGCUCCUGGCUUACUACGAGAUCUGCACCUUCCUGAGCUCUGGAGCCACCCAGGCCUGGGAUGCCCCUGAGGAUGUUCCCUACGCCUACAAGGGCAACGAAUGGAUCGGCUACGACAACGUCAAGAGCUUCAGCCUCAAGGUGGAUUGGCUGAAGAAGAACAACUUUGGAGGAGCCAUGGUCUGGACCAUCGACCUGGAUGACUUCACUGGCAACUUCUGCCACGAGGGCAAAUACCCUCUGAUCUCCACGCUGAAGAAGGGCCUGGGGCUGUGAAUGCGCAGCUGCAAGAGCUCAGCACAGCGCAGUCCUCACGUCCCUGGCAGACCACGGAGAUCCUGAUCCUGAUCCUGAUCCCUCUCCAGCUCAGCAAUCCCUCUGAUCCCAUUGCACACAAUGAAUGAUUCAAUAAAGCUUUAGGCA